GAAUCGCGUUUUAGAAUGUCAGCUGACAUCCCGGAAGUGAUACAAAAUAAUAAAUAUCGCUGCCGCUCUCUCCACAAUAUUUCAUAUUUCGGUUAAUUUAAAGACAUUAUUUAAUCCGCUAUUAUGGAGGGUUCACUGGAGCAGCAUCUUGAUGAUACAAUGAAAAAUCCUGCCAUCGUUGGGGUUUUGUGCACAGACGCUCAAGGCCAUAAUCUAGGAUGCCGUGGCUCGCUUUCUGAUGAACAUGGAGGCAUUGUGUCUGUGCUGGCCAAGCAAGCUGCUUCUCUAACCAAAGACCCCACUGACUCUCCUACUGUGUGUCUGGAGUCUGACUCUGGGAACAUUUUGGUGAGAACGCAUGGAACAAUUACACUGGCUGUGCAUAAGAUGGCAUCAUAAAUUCUGUUUGUUUAUAAUUGUCAUGUAUUGAAUGUGUGCAGUGUUUUAAACAUCAAUAUUUGAGUUUGAUGAGUUUCAACGGUCUAUUGUGAGCAACCUAGAAAUUUAUUGAUCAGCUGAGAUCAUGUCUUCCAUCAAAUGAAAAACCAUCAUAUAUUUGUGUCCAUGGUUAAUCAGUCAUUUCUUUUCCAAUAUUUGUAUUUUCUUUCAACCAUAGUUUAGAUGUGUUUAUGUGUUUGUUUAUUUUGGUCAAACUAUUGUUUCCCAUCUAAUAAAUUGUUAUUUAA
Messenger RNA from Onychostoma macrolepis, 686 nucleotides. It is a transcript of the gene lamtor5, whose product is annotated as late endosomal/lysosomal adaptor, MAPK and MTOR activator 5. Gene Ontology annotation, molecular function: guanyl-nucleotide exchange factor activity. The coding region runs from base 124 to 399 and encodes 91 amino acids. Gene Ontology annotation, cellular component: Ragulator complex; lysosome; cytoplasm. Gene Ontology annotation, biological process: cellular response to amino acid stimulus; positive regulation of TORC1 signaling. The record is from RefSeq and is a predicted model, not a curated record. The transcript is spliced from 4 exons. NCBI's taxonomy places the organism in Eukaryota, Metazoa, Chordata, Actinopteri, Cypriniformes, Cyprinidae.